AUGAAGUCCUUACUCUUGACAUCAGCCCUAUUAUCACUUCUCCAUACAAGUCAUUCGUUGCCAAUCCCAGAAGUAUCGGAUGCCUUGCAGAACAUCCUUGAAAACACGCACAAGAGCACUCUAUACGCAUAUCCCACAGACUUCACACGUGAGAUUAUACCGAAACCAUUACAUUCUCACAACGACUACUGGCGAGAUGUUCCUUUCUACUCGGCCUUGGCUUACGGCGCUGUGUCCGCUGAGGCAGAUGUCUGGUUGAUCAAUGGCACACUCUUUAUUGGCCACGAGGAAAGCGCCUUGACAGCGGAGCGCACAUUCAGCAGCCUUUACAUAAACCCAAUUCUCGGCACCCUCAGACGGCAGAACCCAACCACUGCAUUCGUGCAUGAGGAGACUCGAAAUGGUGUCUUUGAUGCUGCCGCCGGCCAGACCCUCUACCUCUUCAUCGAUUUCAAGACCCGAGAUGGCGGAGAGUUCGAAGCUGCCGAGGAGGCUCUCCAACCCCUCCUCGAUGCCACCUAUCUGACCGUCUACAACGGCAGCGCUUUAGUCCGCGGGCCCGUGACCGUCAUCGGCACAGGCUACACAGCCUUAUCCGCCGUAGUCGCGCAGGAGCCUCGCUACAUCUUCUACGACGCCCCGCUAGCAAAUCUUAGCAAGCCAGGCUAUGAGAACAUCACUAGCGCCGUCUCGCAGAUCGCCUCUACGUCGUUCACUAGCAAUUUCGGCCGCGUCAUGAGGCAGAGAGCACCUGAUUCUGAGGGGCCGCUGAACUCGACUCAGUUGGAGCUUCUGCGGGGCCAUGUCAGCACGGCGCAUGAGCGUGGGAUCUUAACGAGGUAUUGGGCUACGCCCAGCUAUCCUAUCGGCACGCGGAAUGCGGUAUGGCGGACGUUGAUCGAUGAGGGAGUGGAUCUGCUGAAUGUGGAUGAUUUGGCUGGCGCGGCUGGUUUCUGGGAGGGUAGUGGCUAG
Messenger RNA from Coniosporium apollinis CBS 100218, 972 nucleotides. RefSeq lists its product as uncharacterized. Gene Ontology annotation, biological process: lipid metabolic process. NCBI's taxonomy places the organism in Eukaryota, Fungi, Ascomycota, Dothideomycetes. The transcript has 4 exons. Gene Ontology annotation, molecular function: phosphoric diester hydrolase activity. Bases 1 to 972 code for a protein of 323 amino acids. The record is from RefSeq and is a predicted model, not a curated record.